Messenger RNA from Verticillium nonalfalfae, 3471 nucleotides. RefSeq lists its product as uncharacterized. The transcript is spliced from 11 exons. The record is from RefSeq and is a predicted model, not a curated record. Gene Ontology annotation, molecular function: carbohydrate:proton symporter activity. NCBI's taxonomy places the organism in Eukaryota, Fungi, Ascomycota, Sordariomycetes, Glomerellales, Plectosphaerellaceae. Gene Ontology annotation, biological process: transmembrane transport; carbohydrate transport. The coding region runs from base 1 to 3471 and encodes 1156 amino acids. Gene Ontology annotation, cellular component: membrane.
AUGGCAGACUCGCCAUUCCACACAGAAGGCGUCGAGUCAACGUGGUCAACGCCGAUGCCCAUCCGCCACCGCGAGACGCGUCAUCUCAAGACUUCCUCAUCUGUAUCUUCAUCUUCUGCCACCUUCCCUCACAUCACCGAGGUGCUACAAUGGACGCCGCUCGACAACCCAGCCCCGCACCCGUCCUCAAAAUGCCCCGAGGGCUUGAACCUCUCAUCAGCAGCUUUCAAGGCGUAUCGUGACCGUUCUCCAACGUCGUCGACUAUGAGCUCGGCUGUCAUGCCUGACUCGGCCACGACAUAUUCGAUGCCCAUGUCGCCGACCCUCUCAACAUUCACUCGGGCCACGACGCCAGAUAUCGAGGUCCCCAGCAGGGAGACGCUGCGGGGUCAUCCCAUUAGGCACUGGAAUCGCCAGUCUUAUGAUUCGUCCUCGUCCACGUUUGUUGAUUCAGUGCCCGACGAAGACCGGAUUAAGGACCACUCUAGACAGCCAGAGAUCGAUGAGAUACCAGAGGUUGAAGCCAUUCGUGCAGCCGGCACUCCAAGACCAGCAGCCGACCAGACCGACAGCGAUGGGCCUCCGCCGCUCAAGGAGAGGAUGAGUUUCGACGUGGGGGUCGACAGGCUUUCCACAGGUUGGGACGCCGACCCCGCAGACAGCGCAGACGAGGAGGUUGAGGGCGUGCUCAACUACGUCCUCCAAGCUGCGUAUGGCGUCGAUCUAGAUGAGAUUGGCGCUCCUCAGAAUUUGCUCCGCCGCUUCACGUCCCGCUUCAUUCAAGACGUCGGCCGCAUCGCCUUCAGCGGCCCGCCAACCACGCAGCUCACGCACACGACAUCAAAUUCAUCUCGAUCAACAGUGCUCAUUGCACGAGCUCCAACGCGAACCUCCCAAACUGGAAAGCGGAAGAAAGGCGGCCCCAGCCGUGACGGAACAGAAGAUGACGAGGACAUCAGCGAGGAUGACGCCGAUGGCGGUGCUCCGUUCAAACGCGCUCGACAGAUCGUCAAGGAAACCGAAGAGAACCUCCGCCUGAGCUGCCCCUUUCGCAAGCGCAACCCUGCGCGGUUCAACGUGCGUGAGCAUCACUCUUGCGCCAUGACGUAUUUUCCGAAAUUUGCCGAGCUGCGACAGCAUAUCGUGAAGCAACAUAAGCGGGUGGAUCCGUCCGCCUUCGUCUGUGACCGGUGCAACCGCGACUUUGCAGCAAGGAAGGAUCUCAGGGACCACCAGAGACUGCCGAGGGAGCUCAUGUGUGACAUUGCUGAUCACGACCCUGAAUGUGGCAUUGAUGGGCCAACGGCUGCCAAGCUGCUGAGCCGGAAGCGGGCGGGCGGGACAUCGGCGGAAGUGCAGUGGAUGGAAAUCUGGAACCUCGUGUUUCCGGAUGACGGUGAUCACGAAGUGGUCAACUGGGACUUCUGUCCUGUCAUUGAACACUUUGAGGUGACGGGGCGCUUCCUCGCAAGCUUGAAGGCGCUCGAGGGAAGUCUACGCAACAAAGGACUCAACGAGCAGGCGCUUGAGACGAUAGGCAACGUGUAUCGCAACCAGUUCAUCCAGGUUGUGGAGCAGUGCGUGAAUGACGCGAGAACAAAGCCAUACUCGAAUAGAAGCAAUCGCAAGAGCGAGAUCAACGCUGCUAUGCCAGGGCAGCCAUCACGACGUGGGCCCAGGCCGGACUCGGGGGUGGAUGUCGACGAAGGGUCAUCUGAGGACAGUCUCUCGAUCGCACUACUAGGGUCAAGUUUUGGCAUGGAUGAUGGGUUGGGCCGGUGCUCAUCGACAGGGACAGAGAUUCGGUCAAGUAACGGCGCUGGCGGGCGCAUGUUGAUGCCCGUGAUGGAGCAGGUCCCGGGGGAUGGCGGCGAGUACGGGCUCAAUCCGAGUGGGCUGCCGGGCGGGCUCUAUGGAGACUUUGCGUCCGGGUCGGGGCCAGGUCCGGGGCCCAGCCCUUAUGCCGGAUGGGAUAUGGCGAUGCCCUCGAAUCAGACAGGCCAGUUUGAUUUCCCAGGUUAUCAUAUUGGUGUAUUGUCCUCUAUUCUCGUCCACCCUGGCUGGCAGGAGAUGCUCAACCAUCCCAAGGCUAGCACCAAGGGCAUCAUCACUGGUAUAUAUUACCUUGGUACUUUCCUAAGCUACAUCUUCGUCUCGCAUCCCCUCAGCGACUGGCUCGGUCGUCGAUACGCAGCUCUUUCUGGUGUCGGCAUUCUCAUACUCGGCACGGCACUCCAGGCGACCAGCAAUGGUGGAUCAGCCCUCGUGACCAUGAUUCUCGGGCGAAUGGUAUCGGGUGUUGGCGUAGCCAUCGUUUCGACGUCGGUGCCGCUCUAUCAAGCUGAGGUUUCACCUGCGAAACAGAGGGGUCAUUUCGUGACGAUGAAUCACGUCGGCUUUAUCGCCGGCCUCGCCACCGGCCUCUGGGUCGGCUAUUUCAUGACGUACUGGACCUCAGCCAGCGGUCACUACUACGGCUGGCGCCUGUCCAUCUGCCUCGAACUCGUGCCCGCCCUGACGUUCGCUGCCGGGCUGCCCUGGAUCCCCGAAACCCCCCGUUGGCUCGUCGAAAACGGUCAUCUCGAACGUGCCAAGUCGACUCUUCGUUGGCUUCGCGAGGGCAUGGCGCUCGAUGCUGAAGUGGACGCCGAGUUUGCCGCCAUCACUAGAAACGUCGACGCCUACUACCCUACCCACACGUCCUGGCUUGCUCUCUUCCGUGAGCCAGCCCUUUUCGCCCGUUUGUGGCGCGCUGCAGCCCUGCAGUUCAUGGCUACUCUGUGCGGCGCCACGGCGAUGAAAUACUAUCUUCCCACGCUGCUCAAGGCGCUUGGACUCGAGACGAGGGUAGCCCUCAUGGCUGGUGCCGCAGAGAUGACCAUCAAGAUUGGCUUCACAGUGUUGGAGAUGUUUCUCAUCGACCGUUUUGGCAGGCGAAUGUGUCUCGUGGCGGGCUGUUCUGUGAUGGCCGUGGCCAUGAUGAUUAACGGCGCCCUGCCGAUCGCGUAUCCGGACAACUCGAGCAAGAUAGCGGAUGUCAUCUGUAUCAUUUUCAUCUUCGUCUACGCCCUGGGCUACAGCCUAGGCUUCGGCCCGGCAUCAUGGGUGUACAAUACCGAGAUCUUCCCCACGUCGGUGCGGGCGCGGGGGCUUAAUUUCGCGGCAUCGGGUGGCUCGGUCGGCUCCAUUAUUGUGUCGCACGUAUGGCCUGUUGGACGGGCAGCAUUGGGCAGCAAGGUUUACUUUAUCUUCAUGGUGGUCAACGUGCUGUGCAUUCCGAUCAUCCUCAUCUUCUACCCGGAGACAAAAGGCAUCGCUCUAGAGGACAUGGAUGCGCUUUUCGGUAAGGUUGCGACGGCGCAGGGGGUUGACGGCGGCCGCCAAGGGCUGGAGGAUACGGAACGGCUGCUGGCGCCACAGUCACCAGGUGACGCGGAGGAGCCUUAUCAUGACGUAUCCACGAGAGUGUGA